GUGCCCAAACAGAAAAUAAUUAAACGUAAAUAAUUUAACUGCUUGUGUUUAUUUUGUCGGUAUUAAUGUUUAUACGUUUUUUGGAAUGAAGUGGAGUGAUGGGCUCUGAUCAACAGUUCUGUCUGCGGUGGCACAAUUAUCAGAGCAGCCUUCUUGCAUCUCUUCCACAAUUGUUAGAUGGUGAUGACCUUACAGAUGUCACCCUGUCAGCAGGUGGACGCAAUUUACGUGCCCAUCGGGUAGUUCUCUCUGCCUGCAGUCAGUACUUUAAAGAACUCUUCAAGGUACUCCAGCCAUUGCAACAUCCUGUGAUAGUACUACCAGGAGCAAACUUCACAGAUUUGUGUGCGCUAGUAACUUUCAUGUACAGUGGGGAAGUUAACAUAUAUCAAGAGCAGCUUCCAGGACUCCUCAACAUGGCUGAUGCAAUGCAGAUUCGAGGACUUGCUGAAGUUAAUGGGUCUGCUGGAAAACUGAGUGGUAAUGAAACAGCCCCAUCUUCAAAGAAAGAAGCGACUACUUCAUCAGCAAAACGAGUCAAAAUAUCAACCAAUCCAGCUAUUGGACCAGUGCUAUCAAACCAGUCACCAGCAGCAGAAAUGAAGCCACCGCAGGCAGAAACUGUUGAUAUACAUGGACAUUUUAUGAAAGCAAAGCUGACAGAGUAUGAAAUGUAUGGAGGAAGUGGAAGCCAAAUUACUAAGCAGUUAAGCAAUGAAAGUGAUUUACAUUAUGGUAACCUACAAAAGGAAGGCGGUACAAAGAAAUUGGUCAUGUCUGAUAGUCUAGAUCUCUAUGUUGAGAACAUUCCUUCAAAGAAGUCAGUUCGUGGAGCCAACAGUAAAAUGGAGACAGAAGAUACUGUGUGCCAGUCGCCCUCUAUUCUGGGACUGCCCUUGAGCAUUGACAACUCUGCUACCACUGGAACGAAGGUGAAAAUUGAACGGGAACCACAUAACAAUGAAGGAUCAGGACAUGCCAGGAUCUCUCCUGAUUUGGCUUCUGUUCUGAAAAGGGCAGCAGGUAUUGAAGAUAUGGAAUUGGGCAGUUCUGAUAAUUCUGCUGUUCAUGCUCAACAUUCUCCUUCUUCUGAAGAUUCUAGUGGUGGAAAUUUUGGUCCAGAUGCAGCAGCAACAGCAGCAGCAGCAAAUAGAAUUCAUCUGAGUCCAGGUCCGCACUUUUCCACUCUCAAGCUUAGCUCCUCCUGUCCUAGCACUCCUCACACUGCCAGCACCAGUACUGGCAAGCUGUUUGCAACCUGCCUGGUCUGUGGGAAACAACUCAGCAACCAGUACAAUCUGCGUGUGCACAUGGAGACGCAUCAGAAUGUCAACUAUGCUUGUGGUGUAUGCAGCCACAUCUCUCGUUCACGUGAUGCACUUCGCAAGCAUGUUUCAUACAGACACCCUGGUGAAGGGAAAGAUAAGGCUACAUUGGCAGGACCUAGGGAACGUAGAUGUGGGCUGGAGGGGAGGAACCGGUCUCUCCUGGGUUCUGGCACAAAUGGAGUGGAAAUAAAGACCCAAGUUCCAUUCAGAAUAGGCAGUAAUGGUGUGGGAACGCAGGCUUCAGAAGGAAUAGAUAGAGCAGGCAGCAUUGGAGUAGGAGGAUUUAUAGGGAAAGGGAUAGAUAGAUUGGGUGAAGAAAUGGCUAGCAGGAAAAUUAAAGUAAUUUCCAAUAAUGAUAAUAAGCACCCUUGAUGGGGCGUUUCAUUCUUGUCUGUAGAUAAAAAUCACAUCCAUUUAACAUUGUUUGGAAUUAUAGUUUAAUUACAGAAGUAUCAUAAUUUGAUGCACGUGGAGAGUUACAGUGGAAAGCUAGCUAGUACCUGACUUUCUGAUUACCGUCUCUGUUCAUGAUGACAUAAAUGUGUCCUAACCACCAGUAUGUAUCAACCUCCCAUAAAUUUCAUGUACAGUUUUGUUUCUGAAUUACACAUUUAUGUCGUCAUGCAUAGAGACUGUAAUCAGAAAGUCAGGGCAUUGGGGUUUAGCUUUCAGAUAAUUGAGAGCAUGCUUCUUUUUUGUGUUCAUGUGAUAAAUUAAUACAGACACACUAAAUAUGUAUAUAUUUUUUUCCUGCUGAAUAAUGUAAAAUAUUUUUUACCAUCAACAUGUCUUUCAAAUCAGCCAAGUGUGCCUUGAAGGAUGCACUUCAACUUAUAUUCUAAACAGGGUUCUUAACUAGUAUGGCAUAUAGAUGUAGCAACAACUAAGAUCGAACUGCAAAGAAGUCAGCUUAUAUAUAUUUAUUACUGUUAUUUAAUUAACUCUUACAUGUCCUUGCAGAUGCAGAUAUCUAUAUAUAUUUAUUACAGCACAAAUUGUCACAUUGACCUAUUUACAUUUUAUCUAUAAUCUGUAUACAUAUUUAUUAUAGUGACUCCAAUAGUUACGAAGCUCUAUCCAGAGCUAUUCAAGGCCAGUAUACCACUAUGGAAUCAAAUAAUAUAAUUUGAUGACAGUCCAUCUCAUAUAGUUCUUAAACUCUCAUGAUCCAGACACGUUUUCUUUAUUUUUCUUCAUCGGUUCAUUUUACUGGAUGGUUAUGAAAAGAAGGCUGUACAUGUGAAUGUUUAAUUAAAGCCAGCUGGUUUACAACUUUCUUUCUACCAAGGACCAGCUGAGUUUUGCAUUGAGAUGAAUGGGAUGCAUAAGACAAUUGAAUUGCAUUUGUGUACAAAUGUCUAAUGUGUGAUUAUUGAGGCCUUCUGUCUACAUCAGCUGGCUUUAACCUGUUUUAUGAAUUUUGAGAUUUUGCUAGGAGUGUUUUAUAAUUUUUGUUUGUGUGUUUGACAAGUUUUUUUUAAGUCCUUGAUCAACACUAGAAACAGAAAGAUGCCAUAGAACAUCUGUGUAUUGUUGAAAUAAUGGGUUUCUCAAAAAA
Cryptotermes secundus is the source of this 2886-nucleotide messenger RNA. Its product is annotated as protein bric-a-brac 2. Gene Ontology annotation, biological process: regulation of transcription by RNA polymerase II. Gene Ontology annotation, cellular component: nucleus. The coding region runs from base 99 to 1700 and encodes 533 amino acids. Gene Ontology annotation, molecular function: protein binding. The record is from RefSeq and is a predicted model, not a curated record. Lineage: Eukaryota; Metazoa; Arthropoda; Insecta; Blattodea; Kalotermitidae. The transcript has 5 exons.